Myotis davidii is the source of this 3926-nucleotide messenger RNA. RefSeq names its product protein tyrosine phosphatase, receptor type, f polypeptide (PTPRF), interacting protein (liprin), alpha 3 (gene PPFIA3). Lineage: Eukaryota; Metazoa; Chordata; Mammalia; Chiroptera; Vespertilionidae. Gene Ontology annotation, biological process: synapse organization. The coding region runs from base 53 to 3061 and encodes 1002 amino acids. The transcript is spliced from 24 exons. Gene Ontology annotation, cellular component: presynaptic active zone. The record is from RefSeq and is a predicted model, not a curated record. Gene Ontology annotation, molecular function: protein binding.
ACUGCUGGAACACCUGGAGUGCCUGGUGUCCAGACACGAGCGGUCACUGCGCAUGACCGUGGUGAAGCGCCAGGCCCAGUCCCCGGGCGGGGUCUCUUCGGAGGUGGAGGUGCUCAAGGCUCUAAAAUCCCUCUUCGAGCACCACAAGGCCCUGGAUGAGAAGGUCCGGGAGCGGCUGCGGAUGGCGCUGGAGCGGGUGGCUGUACUAGAAGAGGAGCUGGAGAUGAGCAACCAGGAGACUCUGAACCUUCGAGAGCAGCUGUCCAGGCGCCGAUCGGGGCUGGAGGAGCCGGGCAAGGAUGGGGACGGGCAGGCCCUUGCCAAUGGCCUGGGUCCUGGAGGCGAAUCCAACCGGCGCUCGGCUGAGCUGGAGGAGGCCCUGGAGCGGCAGCGCGCGGAGGUGUGCCAGCUGCGGGAGCGCCUGGCGGUGCUGUGCCGCCAGAUGAGCCAGCUGGAGGAGGAGCUGGGCACCGCCCACCGCGAGCUGGGGAAGGCCGAGGAAGCUAACGUCAAGCUCCAGCGCGACCUCAAGGAGGCGUUGGCGCAGCGGGAGGACAUGGAGGAGCGGAUCACGACGCUGGAGAAGCGCUACCUGAGUGCCCAGCGCGAGGCCACGUCCCUCCACGACGCCAACGACAAGCUGGAGAACGAGCUGGCCAGCAAGGAUUCGCUGUACCGGCAGAGCGAAGAGAAGAGCCGCCAGCUGGCCGAGUGGCUGGAUGAUGCCAAGCAGAAGCUGCAGCAGACGCUGCAGAAGGCCGAGACCUUGCCGGAGAUAGAAGCGCAGCUGGCCCAGCGCGUGGCGGCCCUCAAUAAAGCUGAGGAACGCCAUGGGAAUUUCGAGGAGCGGCUCAGGCAGCUGGAGGCCCAGCUGGAGGAGAAGAACCAAGAACUGCAGCGGGAGCAGCUCCUGGCGGAGAUGGAGCGAAUGCAGAUGGAGAUUGACCAGCUGCGGGGGCGGCCUCCGUCCUCCUACUCCAGGUCUCUCCCUGGCAGUGCCCUGGAGCUCCGUUACUCCCAGGCCCCUACGUUACCUUCCGGUGCCCACCUGGACCCCUAUGGGGCUGGCAGUGGCCGAGUGGGCAAGAGGAGCCGCUGGUCAGGGGUCAAGGAUGAGCCCCCCAAGGAGUGGGAGCGGUCCGCCCCUGCGGGGUCCAUGCCACCCCCGUUUCCUGGGGAACUGGAUGGCUCAGAUGAGGAGGAGGCGGAGGGGAUGUUUGGGGCUGAGCUGCUCUCCCCCAGCGGGCAGGCCGAUGUGCAGACACUGGCCAUCAUGCUUCAGGAGCAGCUGGAAGCGAUCAACAAGGAGAUCAAGCUAAUCCAAGAGGAGAAGGAGACAACAGAACAAAGGGCAGAAGAACUGGAGAGCCGGGUGUCCGGCUCUGCCCUGGACUCACUGGGCCGCUACCGCAGUAGCUGCUCACUGCCCCCCUCCCUCACCACCUCCACCCUUGCCAGCCCUUCCCCUCCCAGCUCCGGUCACUCAACACCCCGUCUGGCACCCCCUAGUCCUGCCCGUGAGGGCGCCGACAAAGCUAAUCAUGUCCCCAAGGAUGAAGCUGGGGCUCCACGAGGGGAGGGGCCAGCCAUCCCAGGAGACACCCCGCCUCCCACGCCCCGCUCUGCCCGCCUAGAGAGAAUGACCCAGGCCUUGGCACUGCAGGCAGGAUCCCUGGAAGAUGGGGGGCCCUCACGGGGAAGUGAGGGCACCCAAGAUUCCCUGCACAAAGCCCCCAAGAAGAAGAGCAUCAAGUCAUCCAUAGGUCGUCUUUUUGGCAAGAAGGAGAAGGGGCGAAUGGGACCACCAGGACGGGACAGCUCCUCUCUGGCUGGAACGCCCUCAGAUGAGACGUUGGCCUCUGACCCUCUGGGGCUAGCCAAACUGACAGGCCCAGGAGACAAGGACCGGAGAAACAAGAGGAAGCAUGAGCUUCUGGAAGAGGCCUGUCGGCAGGGCCUGCCCUUUGCUGCCUGGGAUGGCCCCACCGUGGUCUCCUGGCUGGAGCUGUGGGUAGGCAUGCCUGCGUGGUAUGUGGCCGCCUGCCGGGCCAAUGUCAAGAGUGGGGCCAUCAUGGCCAACCUGUCCGACACGGAGAUCCAGCGGGAGAUCGGCAUCAGCAACCCGCUGCACCGGCUCAAGCUGCGCCUCGCCAUCCAGGAGAUGGUCUCCCUCACCUCGCCCUCUGCGCCCGCCUCCUCCCGCACAUCCACAGGAAACGUGUGGAUGACACAUGAGGAGAUGGAGUCCCUCACGGCCACGACGAAGCCGGAGACCAAGGAGAUCAGCUGGGAGCAGAUCCUGGCAUAUGGCGACAUGAACCACGAGUGGGUGGGCAACGACUGGCUGCCCAGCCUGGGGCUGCCCCAGUACCGUAGCUACUUCAUGGAGUCGCUGGUGGACGCCCGCAUGUUGGACCACCUCAACAAAAAGGAGCUCCGCGGCCAGCUGAAGAUGGUGGACAGCUUCCACAGGGUGAGUCUGCACUACGGGAUCAUGUGCCUGAAACGGCUCAACUAUGACCGGAAAGACCUGGAGCGGAGGCGAGAAGAGAGUCAGACCCAAAUCCGAGAUGUGAUGGUGUGGUCCAAUGAGCGGGUCAUGGGUUGGGUGUCCGGACUGGGACUGAAGGAAUUUGCCACGAACCUCACGGAGAGCGGGGUGCACGGGGCGCUGCUGGCCCUGGACGAGACCUUUGACUACUCCGACCUGGCCUUGCUCCUGCAGAUCCCCACGCAGAACGCACAGGCCCGGCAGCUCCUGGAAAAGGAAUUCAGUAACCUCAUCUCCUUGGGCACAGACAGGCGGCUGGACGAGGACAGCGCCAAGUCCUUCAGCCGCUCCCCGUCCUGGCGGAAGAUGUUCCGAGAGAAGGACCUCCGAGGCGUCAGCCCCGACUCCGCUGAGAUGUUGCCUCCCAACUUCCGUUCGGCCGCAGCGGGGGCCCUGGGCUCGCCGGGGCUCCCUCUUCGCAAGCUGCAGUCGGAAGGUGGGCGGCUUCCCUUCUUCGGGGUUGGGANUUCCCGGGCAGACGGCGUUUCGGUCCGGACCUAUUCCUGCUAGUGCAGGCCUCCAGGUGAGGGCUGUGCUGGGCGAUCCUGGGGGUCUGGGGCAGCACAAUGGAUCUUCACUGCUCCACGUGCUGCCGGCGUCGGUGGAGGCGACCUCACGCGGAUGAAGAAUCUCCCGGAGGCCGGGCUCCUCCCCUCCUGCCCGGUGUGGUCUCGCCGGGGAGCGCGCGCCGCCGCCUGGACCAUCCGCACAGACUGGAGGGGAGCGCGCGUCCCCGCCUCACACACGGACCGGGACUGGACCAAACCACAUGAACUGGACCGAGAGGGGGGGAAGGAGAGGGCAGGAAGAACUCCCGCCCCCAAACCUCCAUCUCCCUCGUCUCUACUUUGUAAUUUAUUGAUCAGUUUCCGACGGGAGACGGGUGCCCAUUCCCCACGGGGAGGGGCCGGGGCUGCCCUCCCGGGCCGCAUGCGAGGACAGGCCGCCCCCUCCCCUUUCUCCCCGGUCGCGGGGCCCAAGUCUUCCUUCUCCGUCCGAAAGGAGGGGAGGGGGGACUCGCUGCUACAAGCCUCGCCCCCAGUGCCACUCAGCCCCGCCCGCCGCCUCGGGUCCCCGGUGGCCCGAGGUCAGCUGUGGGCGGGGUCCCUCUCCCCAGUGUCUCGUGUCCCCGGGGCCCUCCGCCCCCCGUGCUGUGGCCGUGUCCGUGCCCCAGGGGUGGGGGGCGCAGAGCGCGCUCCCCGCUCCCCUCCGGCCCCGGGGUUUGCAUGGGAGAAUCCUCUUUCCACGGUGCCACUGGGCGAUGUGCCGUGGGGGGGAGGGCGGACGGUGGGAAGCCCUCGCCCCGGACUCUUGUCGGCCCCCCUGCCUCAGGCGUCACUCAGUGAUCACGGGUAAAGAGAACUGUUUCAAAACG